Messenger RNA from Salpingoeca rosetta, 2079 nucleotides. RefSeq lists its product as uncharacterized. The record is from RefSeq and is a predicted model, not a curated record. NCBI's taxonomy places the organism in Eukaryota, Choanoflagellata, Craspedida, Salpingoecidae. The transcript has 9 exons. Bases 1 to 2079 code for a protein of 692 amino acids.
AUGAGUGUGAGGCUUCUGUUGUUGCUGCUGACGCUCGGCCUCGUCGCUGCACCGAGCGCGACGAUGAGGGUGAUGGCGAUGGCUGCCUCUUCCGAGUCUUCUGCUGGUGAUGGUGAUGCCGAUCCCCGCGCCGCGUCGCCGCGAGCGAGCGCGUUCAGCUCAUCCACUGCACACCUUGGGGUGGGAGCGACGCAGGCGCCACCAAAACGCGUGACAAAUGCACAGCGUGCUGCUGAUGCAGCAUGGCGUGCUGCGCCAGCAGAUGCGCCUUCGCAGUACCUUGUGGACAAGAAGCCAACCAACGAUGGUGGGCUGCUCUUUGUCUACACAAACGACAAGGACGCAGGCGCUGCGCCUGAAGAGCACCCCUUGCCGCCUUGUGACGUCUCUGCAGUCAUCAGCUAUCGCGAACGCAUUGACCCGAUCCAUCAGAUUAUUCAAACGCGGCUGCGCCAGGAGGGCGUGUGCCACUUUCAUCUUGUGGUUGUGUUGUGGGACGUGGCAUGGACCAAGCAUCAGGUGGAGGAGUAUGUUCGUGUACUGAAGACACGACCGCGGACAACAUUGCUGAUCCACCGCGGAUCGCUGACGUGCUAUAUGUGUUUGCGCAACAUGGCCUUGCCAUACAUUGCCUCCACCAAGUACACCCUCUGGGCAGAUCACGGCACCUUGUGGAAGGACAACAUGCUGGCGGUGAUGCUGAAGACGGCGAGGACAGAUCCUCGCAAGCCCGUGCUGGUCGCCCCACACGUCAACGAAUUCGAAAGCACUGACGGUCAUAUCACGGUCUGGCGCAACAGCACGAUGGCGGAGGAGGGCGAUUCGCACCAUCCCCACACGUACAUCCUCUUGUACUCGAGUGCAAAGGACAGGCCCCUCUCCAUUCGCCAGCGUUUCGGCACAGUCGCUCCAAAGGGGACAACGGUCGUGAAUGGCGUGGCGGCAACCGACUUGGCCGAGCCUCACAUCUACCUCACCGCAAACCAAUACUACUUCCAAGCCCCAUUUUCUGGUGGUCAGGGCCGCUUGAUGCAUACGCUGAGCCUGCCCAUUCUCCGCAAAUUCGGUCGCCAGCGCCAGGUGACGCAGGUGGAAGCAGAGGGCGCUUUCCCUCUGCCAUCGAGUGGGUACGAGGCGAGCGAUGUCAUCAACUUCAUGUGGCAAUGGGAGCCCAUGACCAACAUUCAACACACACACUACACGAAUGCCAACAACGGCUUUGUUGACCUCAACUUUCGGUGCCUGCACAGCGACUUGACGAUGCGCUUGUCGGAGAUGUCGAUGCUGGAGCGCGUACCCAACGACCCGCAGACACACGCGGCACUAAUCAUGGGCCAGCUUGGGCUUGCCUUCUGGCACCAGUUUUGCUUCGUCGACGGCGCAGACGUAAACGUGGCCAAGCACCCCAUGCAGCUGUCGCAGGGCGCAUUCACCUGCAAUCGCUGGCUCUCCCUGCCAGAGGCGCUUGGCAUGCACCCGCACACCCGCAAGAGCAGAGGCAUCGUCUUCCGCAGCGAAUUCAGCGUGCUGCACUCGGUGCCCUUCAACCUCACCGCCGCAGACGAGCUGCGAGGUGCGUGGGACGAACGUGUCAGACACCUCUCCUGGACGAGCGUGAGCAGGCUGGCUGAAGGAAAAGUGGAGACCAAGUGCCUGGACCGCCGCUAUGCGAUUGCCAUCAUCUCUGGCCUGGAUACGAACCUCCCCGGUCACCUCCGCCUGCUUCGCAGCCUGCAGGGCCUGUCGUCCCUCGUGCUGGAGGAGGCGGGCGAACCCACCGGGAAGACGAAGGCCAGCAGCACCAGGACGCAGCUGUGGCUGCUGCUCAAGACGCGACCACUGAAGAAGACGCCGGUGCCGUUGCGGUCCUUCGCUGCAUUGCUGGACGAUGUCGUGGAGCAGGUGCGCUUGCACAAUCCACAACACACUGGGCAGUUUUUGAAGGUGCAGUACCUCUCAGCGGAGGGCGACGCUACGGAGCAGUACGUGCUCUGGACAGCAGGCUUGAAGGUGCGCGGCGUGCGACACCACCGCAUCGCCCUCCAGGAGCUGCAGGGCGCGCUCAGGCCAAGGUGGUGA